Messenger RNA from Macadamia integrifolia, 745 nucleotides. RefSeq lists its product as uncharacterized. The transcript has a single exon. NCBI's taxonomy places the organism in Eukaryota, Viridiplantae, Streptophyta, Magnoliopsida, Proteales, Proteaceae. The record is from RefSeq and is a predicted model, not a curated record. Bases 103 to 624 code for a protein of 173 amino acids.
ACCACCAACCCCUCUCUCUCUCUCUCUCUCUCUCUCUAAACGCUAACAAGGAAGAAAUGAAGAUUUGAGUGAUUCGAACAGGAACAGAAGUAGAAGAAAUUGAUGACGAUAAUGGAAGGAAUCUCAUCGAGUUUGUGCAAAGGGAUUAAAGGGAAGUGGAAUAGAAAAGACUACAAGCGUCUCGAUGGCUCUCAUCGUUUCCGCCGUCGGACGAUCCGUGUGGUGGAGCUCGCUUCCUCUGCUUCCCAAGACGGAGUCGGGCAGGACCAGAACCAGAACCAAGGUGGUGGUCGUCGGAGGCGGUUCUGGCGGAUCAAGGUGACGCCAAAGCUCAAGAUUUUCGCCCGGGUAAACUCACCAAAGAAGUUUUUCCAGAGAUUAAGGGAUGCAUAUGUGAAGAUUAUGCUCGGAUUUGCAAACUCCAGGAUGUUCCUCUCUGGCUACGGCGGUGGUAGAGCUGGGUUUGGGAUGCGAAAACCAGCAUUGAAGGAGUACGAUGAGAAGGUUAUAGUUGAGAUCUACAAGUCAUUAAUGGCACAGGGCUUAGUACCUGGCGAUGCUGCUAGACUCGCUACUGUAACUGCUACGGCUACAGCUGCAACACCAAUAGGCAUAGCAGCAUAGGUUGUCCUCUGUGACCAACUCCUGUUUUAACUUAUUCUAAUUUUUCUGUUUCUCGUUAGUUUUGCUCUUAUUUUGUUACUUCUUCAUAAUCAAAAUCCAUAAAUUGUAUUUUACCAAGUCA